GAUAUUUUCUUCCUGGAAUCCGAUUUGGUGCUCUGUGGAUCCGUUCUGUUCUUCUGGGUUUGCUUUAUAUACGUUGCCCUAACAUGGGUGGUUGAUUCUCUUAAAGAUAUUUGAAGAUUAAGUUAGGCUUGGGAAACCCUCUGAAUUGCUGAAUUACAACUAUUACAUGAACAGGACAGGAUCGACACAUGUUUUCGCCAUGGACUAGCACCUGCCAGAAACUCCAACGACACUUCUGGACUCACCUUCCAGAUUCUCCCCCUCCCCUCAUGUCUUUAUUAAUCUUCUUCCACCACCAUCUUUACACCAAAACACAUUACCAACAGAGCCCACUCCACUUCUCUAUUUGAAUACUCAUUCCCCAUGGCCCUGACUCGCUUGGCUCUGAAGAAUUUGCAGCAAAGGGCGCUUGUUUCCUCCCCUGCUGAUGCUCUGCUCCACAGGAAAACAGAGGCCCUGAUCAGAAGGUUCUGCGAUCAGAGCUCAGAAGGCAAUCCCAAAGAAGUGGCCAUUAAUAAUGAAGACAAAAACACCAAAAUGGUCCCGAAAGGGGAAGGCAAGAAGUGGGUAUUAUGGAAGAAGAAUGGGAGAGAAUUUGAUGUGGGGAAUUCACUGAUGCAAGCGGCUGAGAACAUAAACAGAGUAUUGAAGAGCUUGAAGUUGAGGCGUCCAUGGUGGGUAUCCAAUGGGCAUGUGAAAGAGCAAGAAGAGUAGUACAAGCUGAAGGUGGAGAUGCCUGGGAUUGCGAAGGAAGACGUGAAGGUGAGGGUGGAGGGUCGGAUUCUGAGCAUCAGAGGGGAGCACAGUGAAGAAGAUGAAGAAGAAGAAAGUGGGUGGAGGGGGGAGAGAUAUGGGUACUACGAGAGCACGGUGAUGCUGCCGGAAGACGCGGUGGCGGAUGAGAUCAAGGCGGAGCUGAAAGAUGGGGUGUUGACGAUCACCAUUCCAAGGACUGAGAUGCCUCCAAAGGAUGUUAAAGAGAUCACCGUCGUGUAAUUUUGAUCAGUAAAAAAAAAAAAAAAAA
This is a messenger RNA of Cucurbita pepo subsp. pepo (vegetable marrow), 1024 nucleotides long. NCBI's taxonomy places the organism in Eukaryota, Viridiplantae, Streptophyta, Magnoliopsida, Cucurbitales, Cucurbitaceae. The record is from RefSeq and is a predicted model, not a curated record.